Molecule: messenger RNA, 566 nt
Organism: Dermacentor silvarum
Lineage: Eukaryota; Metazoa; Arthropoda; Arachnida; Ixodida; Ixodidae
Product: single insulin-like growth factor-binding domain protein-2
Exons: 4
Coding region: 152-508 (118 amino acids)
Cellular component (GO): extracellular region
Source: RefSeq, a predicted model, not a curated record
ACAGAAAAGCCGUCCUUCGUUGUCGCUAUCCUGAGAGUCCGCGACCUAAUUUUUUUUCUUAUUUCCCUUAUAUAUAAGGGCAGCUCUAAACAACGGUGUUUGGUUAUACUUCUUCUGGAUUUGAAGCGAGAAAGCACAAGCGAGUGCUAAGAUGAAGGUCGCCUUGGUUUCUUUGCUUUUCAUCGCCAUCGCUGUGGUAAGUGUGUCUGCAACGUCACCUCCCAACUGUGCCGCCGUGACAUGUGACCCCGCAACGUGCCAAGUCUUUCGAUGCAGAUGCGGUAGCUACAAGGACUACUGUGGCUGCUGCGACAUCUGUCACACGUGUCCCGGCGAAGAGUGUACCAUCCUGUUCAGAGAUUCCUGUACCGAUGGCUACAACUGUACCCUGGACAAUCCCGAGCGAUCAUUCCUUACCGGUGGCAGCGGACACUGCAGGAGUCCCAACGAAACAAUCGAAGGACACGACAACGUGGAUGGGCAUCCGGAAAUACACAGCUUCAUUUAAAACGUGUCCACGCUUUAAAUGAAGCGCCAAAGUCACGAUAAUAAAAGUACAACCGGCA